AUGGCGACACCCAAGGGAAUGCGAGCAAAGUCCAUUGGCCACUAUAUCCUCGGCAAGACGAUCGGGGAGGGGACCUUCGGAAAGGUCAAACUGGGAACCCACAUCCUUACCGGCGAGAAGGUGGCCGUGAAGAUUCUAGAGAAGGAGCGAAUUGUGGAUGUUGCUGAUGUGGAACGAGUUGCGCGGGAAAUUCACAUCCUCAAACUGGUGCAGCAUCCGCACAUAAUUCAGCUCUACGAGAUCAUAGAGACGCCACGUCAACUGUAUCUCAUUAUGGAGUAUUGUCCGGGUGGGGAGCUUUUCGACUACAUCGUGGCCCAGGGCCGGGUGAAAGAAAGAGAGGCAUGCCGCUUCUUUCACCAGAUCAUGGCCGGGGUUGAGCAGAUCCAUAGGAUGAAUGUCGUUCAUCGGGAUCUGAAGCCUGAGAAUCUGCUGUUGGAUGAGCAGAGAAACAUCAAGAUCGUGGACUUCGGCUUGAGUAACACCUACCAGGAUGGUCAGCUUCUGAAAACCGCCUGCGGGUCUCCGUGCUAUGCGGCCCCGGAGAUGGUAGCAGGUCAGCGCUACGUUCCAUCCCGUUGUGACAUCUGGAGCUGCGGAGUGAUACUCUUUGCCUUAGUCUGUGGAUAUCUUCCCUUCGAAGACCAGAAUACAUCGGCCUUGUACCGCAAGAUUCUGAAUGCAGACUACCAGGCUCCGAAGUUUAUUUCGGAAAACGCGCGCGACCUCAUUGCCAGGAUGUUGAACACUGACCCUGAGCAGCGCUACACCACUCCAAAGAUCCGAGCACACGCUUGGUACCGGCAAAUCAGCGAGGCGUCGCUGUCCCUCAAUGGAGGUGCCGGGUCCAAGAUCCUUGAAGAGGACGUGCUGGACCAACUUGACCGUUUUGGCUUUCCCAGAGACUAUGCCAUCAAGUGCCUGCAGAUGGGAAAGCACAACCACGUCACCACCACGUAUCAUCUGCUCGUCGAGAAGAAGAAGCGCUCAGGUGGAAGCUUGAAGGCCUUGGACCAGAAUGCGCAUGCUGGCUUCGAGGGCCCGAUCACGCGACCCGACUUCCGUGAGAUGGAGUUGCCCGCCGAGCGAUCUCCCUCGCCAUCGCCAUUCCAGGCCGAAAUUGCGGAAAAGCCAAAGCUCGGCCUUGAUGAUGUGCCCGUGGCAGCACGUGGGAUCGCCGCAGACGCGGAUCGCGCGGCCGGCGGAUCGUCGCCACGUUCCGCAGGAGGUUCGAAGACCCCGGAACCAGGAGCUCCGAACUACGGGAACUGGGCCUUUCCAGGUCAACUUCCUGGACAAGCACCAGGGCAUGCUCCAAGCCAAAAGGCAGAGUCUUCAAGCAAGCCGCUGGAGCCACGGCCGCCGUCUACAGGGCAUCCCAGCCGCGGCCGUCACCAAGACAUGAGUCACACGGCCACUCACGGAACUUCGACGCGUUGGGCCCAGGGCGAUGCCCAGGGCGAUGCAAGCGAUCUGAAAGCUGCCCUCAUGAAUCACUUCACAGCAACUUCGGCUUGCUGCUUAGGCCCGUUGGCAGGCGAAAAGUGUCCUCUUCUCAGGCACAACGCAUAUCUGGAUGCUAAUCGCUUAAUUUGCUUAAUUACCGCGCUCUCGCGAAUGCUGGUGCCUCUGGGCCUCUCGGGCCAGGCCCAAACGCCGAACGGAUCCUCCUUCCAGCCGGCAUCAGGUGGUAAGUUUUGA
Molecule: messenger RNA, 1701 nt
Organism: Symbiodinium sp. CCMP2592
Lineage: Eukaryota; Dinophyceae; Suessiales; Symbiodiniaceae
Source: the annotation of a GenBank genome assembly